This is a messenger RNA of Hibiscus syriacus, 2004 nucleotides long. Its product is annotated as probable galacturonosyltransferase 9. The record is from RefSeq and is a predicted model, not a curated record. The transcript has 3 exons. NCBI's taxonomy places the organism in Eukaryota, Viridiplantae, Streptophyta, Magnoliopsida, Malvales, Malvaceae. Bases 43 to 1725 code for a protein of 560 amino acids. Gene Ontology annotation, molecular function: polygalacturonate 4-alpha-galacturonosyltransferase activity.
AGCGAUAGACAGAAACAAAGCAGUGUACAUAGCUGAAUUUCGAUGGCUGUAGCUGUCAGGGGAGGUCGGGGUGGCGGAUCCGGCGGUGUUGGAGCUGGUUUCCGCAGUUUAGUUUCUUACAGAGUCUUUGUCUCGGCCAUGUUUUUGCUUCUCUUCAUUGCAACCGCCACGGUUCUCUUCGCUACUCGUCCUUCUACAACUCAUCACCACUCUAGGCUUCAAAGUGGUGGAAACGCUUACAUGCAUAGAACAUUUGUGGCAUUGAACUCGGACCCUCUCAAAACAAGGUUAGAUUUGAUAUACAGGCAAGCCAAUGAUCACAUCACAUUGGUGAAAGCAUAUGCAGCUUAUGCAAGGAAGCUAAAGCUUGACAUUUCAAGGCAAUUGAGAAUGUUUGAUGAUUUGGCUAAGAAUUUCUCAGAUAUUACGUCAAAACCAAUGUAUAAAUCCUCUUUGUUUGAAACCAAUGAUAACUUAGAUGAGGAUGUGUUAAGACAGCUUGAGAAAGAAGUUAAGGAUAGAGUGAAAUUGGCUAGGUUGUUGAUGGUUGAAUCUAAAGAGAAUUAUGAUAAUCAGUUGAAAAUUCAGAAGUUGAAAGAUACUAUUUUUGCCGUUAGUGAGUUAUUAGGUAAGGCAAAAAAGAAUGGAGCUUUUGCGAGCUCAAUUGCUGCUAAAUCAGUUCCUAAGAGUUUGCAUUGCUUGGCAAUGAGGCUUGUUGAGGAGAGAAUUUCACAUCCAGAAAAGUACAAGGAUUUUUUGCCUAAACCCGAGUUUGAGGACCCUGAUUUGUAUCAUUAUGCUAUAUUUUCUGAUAAUGUGAUUGCGGUUUCUGUGGUGGUGAGGUCUGUGGUGAAGAAUGCGGAGGAGCCUUGGAAGCAUGUUUUCCAUGUGGUAACUGAUAGAAUGAAUUUGGCUGCGAUGAAAGUUUGGUUCAGAAUGAGACCUGUGGAAGGGGGUGCUCAUGUGGAAGUGAAAGCAUUAGAAGAUUUUAAAUUUAUGAACUCUGCCUAUGUGCCGGUGCUGAGGCAGAUUGAGUCUGCUAAGAAGAGAUUUUACCUGGAGCAGAAGAUGGGGAAUGCAACCAAAGAUGGGACUAACAUGAGGUUUAGGGAUCUUGAGCAUAUGUCAAUGUUGAAUCACCUUAGGUUUUAUUUGCCUGAAAUGUACCCUAAAUUGCAUAAGAUUUUGUUCUUGGACGCUGAUGUUGUGGUUCAGAAGGACUUGACAGGGUUGUGGAAGAUAGAUUUGUCUGGAAAGGUGAAUGGGGCUGUUGAGACCUGCUUUGGGUCGUUUCACCGUUUCUCGCAGUAUUUGAACUUUUCAAAUCCUCUCAUUAGGGAUAGGUUUAAUCCUAAGGCUUGUUCUUGGGCUUAUGGGAUGAAUAUUUUUGAUCUCGAUGCUUGGAGGCAUGAGCAAUGCACGGAAAUGUAUCACAGCUGGCAGAACUUGAACGUUGAUCACACUCUGUGGAAAUCGGGCACUCUUCCGCCCGGCUUGAUGACCUUCUACUCAUUGACAAAAUCACUGGACAAAUCCUGGCAUGUGCUCGGGCUUGGAUUCAAUCCAAGCAUUAGUAUGGAUGUGAUCAACAAUGCUGCAGUCAUUCAUUAUAAUGGAAACAUGAAACCUUGGCUAGAUAUUGCAAUGAAUCAAUACAAGAACCUCUGGACUAAAUAUGUGGAUAAUGAUAUGGAGUUUGUGCAGACGUGCAAUUUCGGAGUCUAGGUAAGCAACUGUGUUGCAUCUCUUCAAUAAUCAAGUAAUAUGAAUACAAGUUUUAGCGAUUGUUCAUAUUGGCUUGAUAUAUUCCGCCGCAAUUUACACCAUUCUUUAGUUUAACUGCCAGAGCUAAGCUUGAUGGUUUUAUCCUUGGUUAUUUUCUUUCCCCCUUCUAGUAGAAUUGAUGUUUUGUUCUUGAAGAUGUCGAGUACGAAUUGUACUGAACCAGAUUAUAUAUGCACACACUUAAAUGAUUCUUUUGAUAGUGAAAUCUUUUCCAUCAAU